AUGUCUAUCAAUUAUGGAAUAAUUUUUCGUCAUAUUCUUGUCAUUUUACCCAUCUCAGCGAUGUUAACAUUUAUUUUAACAUUGGUUAUUUGCAAUUCAAAGCUCGGUAAAAACUUCGGAAGACGUUUACCAAAUAUUAGUGAACUAGGCCUUGGCGCCGCACAUCCAUUUUUUGCUGCCGGUUUUACAGUGUUAGCACCACAGUUUAUUGCAAUUCUGAUAGGGCGUCAUUUAUUUUUAAUGCACUGUAAUAUAAUAAGCAAUGAUGGGAGUAAAAGAAGAGUUAAAAUUUAUUUGAUUAUUCAAUUGGUUGUUGGCGUAUUAACGACCCCAUUCAUGUUACUAAUGGGUUGGGCAUACGGUGUCGCUGGAAGAAUUCCACAUUUAGUCGGUGCAUCUGGUUUAUUUGGAUUAAUAAUUACUUACGCUUGGUUACACAGCCUGUUGAGUUGGUAUUUGUACCUGAAAGCUCGUCGUACUUUUGCAUCAUUCGAACAAGACAAGUCCGAUAUUCCAUACUUGAUAUCACCCAUAUUUUAUACUAUAUGCUCGAUAUUAUCGUUAGUGAAUGUUGCGAUAUGGUCGAAAACGGGCAAUAGUAUAGCUCAGUAUAUAGCUGCUGGAACUCCGUUUUUAUACUUGCUACCGUGGAUGUACGGAUUUUGUUCAACAAGAUACGGCUACCGAGCCUGA
Didymodactylos carnosus is the source of this 693-nucleotide messenger RNA. The record is from the annotation of a GenBank genome assembly. Lineage: Eukaryota; Metazoa; Rotifera; Eurotatoria; Philodinida; Philodinidae.